Folsomia candida is the source of this 3360-nucleotide messenger RNA. RefSeq lists its product as uncharacterized. The transcript has 9 exons. NCBI's taxonomy places the organism in Eukaryota, Metazoa, Arthropoda, Collembola, Entomobryomorpha, Isotomidae. The record is from RefSeq and is a predicted model, not a curated record. The coding region runs from base 1559 to 2554 and encodes 331 amino acids.
GAUUUACAAGUGUUAAACUUCACUUUUACUAUUUAUUAAAUAGUACAGUAGAACUUUAAAAAUACAUAAACAUGGAAAACGUAUUAUCUCUGACAGAUUCAAAGAAUCCAAUGAAUAAAUGUAUUACAUUGUCAUGGAAACAUAUUUACAUAUGCAUUAAAUACACGUCUCCUUAAUUGCAGGAUAAUUCUUAUUUCUAAAGCACAUUGCUGCUUUCACGCAUGUAUUCAAUGCAUGUUAGAUAUUUUAGCCAACGCUGAACUAUAAUUACAUGGAUUACAUACAUGCUUACAUCCAUCAGAAUUAUCAACCAUUGCUGGGCAUAACAAAAAAUACUUCUUUCUUAAAACGUGGGCGAGUUAGUCUCACUUUUUGUCAUAAAUUAAAUACAGAUAUUCUUCUUUAUCCGCAUCCAAGUCCGACUUGCACAGGAUUUUGCAAGGCGAGAAAGCGGAGAGUCUAUUGCAGCCGAUCCUCCCGUACGACGAGUUGUGGACGAGUCUAGAGUCAACCUAAGAAAAACCUGUGAGGAUUUUGUACCCCUCAAAUUUCUUCCGUCUCACUCCCAUAAGCCAGCAACGAUGAAUUCCCCUCAUUCACGAUCAUCCAACGCCUCUCGUACGUACCACACUUGCCUCACUCUCCGUAUGCAGAGGCAACUCGUGCAAUUUUCCAUCAUUAGUUUGCAUCCGUCCAUUGUGUAAUUUGCAAAGUUCAAAGCUUUGCCUUGUUUUGCUGGCGUUUUCUCAAUUUUACUCAAUUUUUAAUCAAAUACUCCGCACGUCAACCAACAACCAGCCGACCAACAGCCCAACAGCCAGGAUCCAACGUAAGAAAAUCUUACUCGGAGAUUGAACUUUGCAAAAUUCUUCCUUCACACAGCACCCCAAAUCCAAUCCUCAAAUAAUAGUCCAAAUAAUAGUCGGAAUACAAUAGUUUCCGUCUUUUUCCUUCGUUUGCUAGUGCAGCAAAGUCAGUUUUUUACCAAAUUGUCGUGUCACAGUAGUAAGCAUAUCGUUUAUUAGGAAUGAAACACAGUAAAAAAUAUAUGCUGUGCGUCCCAGCUAUGUACAUACAAAGAGCUUGCGGAUAAUAAAGCUUUAUACAUGCACUAUAUUUUGCAAAAUCUUAAUCUAAGCCAUUCUGCGAGUAAAUUAGUGCAAAUUCAUAAUGCAAGAUAAAACAUUAUGAAUCUCAUACUUUUCAAAUUACCUCGAUUAGAAUUUUACGUUGCAUUUGCAUUAAGUAUGUAUAACCUACAUUACAUAAUUUUCAUUGUCUGUGGAGAUUGGAAGAAUAAGUUGGAGCAAACACGCAUGUACCAUGUACGCAUGUACCAAUAUUUAUCUAGUUACAUAAGGCCACUAACAUCGGAUACCGGGUCGGAUUUUAAAGCCAACUCGAGUAAAGAUUUAUUAUCUUGUUAUGUAAGGUUGUGAGUCACUAGUUCAUCCAAUCACCAAAUCUCCGUUGCUGUCACAAAUGUAACUCGCAAACGUUUAUUCUGUUGUUGGUUCACACUAUUUAAAACCAGAGUAUUACACCGAUUUGCUUCAAAAUGAUGGACGAAUUAAUCGAAAUCAUGUUGAGCCAAGUGGUUCAGAAUUACAUUCCAUCGAUUGAGAAAUCAAUCCUGAAUAAGUUGCGAGCUGAAAUGCAUUUGGAGAGAGAAACGAACAAUCGGAUAACAGAAUUGGAAAAUUCAGUGAAAUCCAUAGAGCAUCGAAUAACAAAUUUGGAAAAGUCGGCUCAAGAAAUAAUACAAAAGACUGACGAAACUCGAAACCUAAUCAAUUGCUCGUGGGGACAGAUUGGCACCAUAAUUACACACGAAAUUGCAGCAGUAGAAGAACGCCAAUGUAUCAAGCUAGAGAAAUCAAUUACAGAAAACAUUGCAACAGUAGAAAAACGGCUAUUCAGCAAGCUAGAGAAAUCAAUUACUGAGGAAAUUGCCAAAUCGGAGGAGAUGAACAAGGAAGUCAAAAAAUUAAACCAACACAUCCAAAAAACGAAAAAGACGAUCAAAAAACAGAACAAAGGAGCAAAUCAAAUUCACAAGGCAAAUGAAACAUUAAUUUUGAAUUCGCAAAGCCUACUCAGGGAGAGAAUGAAAAGAAUAAUCAGCAUUAUCAAGAAGAAAGCAGUUGUCACUCUUCCAAAUGAUCCUGCUCAACCCGAUAAUUCCAUCCCGGUUCAUGAAGAGAGCAAUUCCGAGGAACCGAAUGCAAUCGAAGCUGAAGAAAUUGAGACCGUAAACAAUGAAAUUCUACAAUUGGACGCUGACAAAAACCAUACUCCCAACGAGGAAAACAAACCCAAUAAUUUCCUUUCUGGUCAUACGAGUAUGCCAAAAUUAAUUCCGGAACAACCCAUGCGAAUUUAUGGAAGGGUUAUACAUAAUUCUUCCUCUGUAAGAAGUUGUCAGUACUCGAAAAGUUCAAAGUCAAAUAGCACCAAAAACCGUGAUUAUAAUCAAGCCUUCAAGUGUAACAUGUGUCCCAAAUCGUUCUCCUGCAAGUACACCCUUGUCCGUCAUAAGAGGAAACAUGAAUAAUUCCAUAUCCAGCCGAAGGAUACCGGAACUCAUUCUCUGUGUCAAAUAAGAAUUUGAUUUGUAGACGGGAUACAUAAGAACUAAUAAUACGACUUUCAGAUUUCCAGAUGACGAUUCUCCAUCAUACGUUAAACCAGAAGGUUGUCCACAUCUAUAUCAUCGAUUGGCGUCGUCUCCAAAUGAGGAUAUGAAUCCUUCAAACAUCCAGCAAAUAUCGACUUUCCUUGGAAUAAUGCUACCCACACUGAUAAUCUUAUUCGUAAUACUCGCGAUUUAUUGCUGCUGUCAAAGACUGAGGAAUCGUGUCCCCAACUACUUGUCGAUGCAUUUCCCACUUUACGACGACGGGGCUGAAGAGUGUCAUUUGAAUGCGCCCAUUAUGGGAAGGAGGACGUUAUCGGUGCCAGGGUUGGAACUCCCUAGAACGUUCAAAUCAAGUUUUGGAUUUGGCCGCAAUGAUUCACAGCAAUUUAUUUAAACAGAUUGGGAAAAUUUUUACAACGAAAUAUUUUAUUUAUAAUUGAGAAGGAAGUUCGAAUUAAUUUGUUAAAAUUUUAGUUGAUAAUGACUUAUUUGAUAGUCAAUGAUCAUAUUAAUAUUGGACAAAUCCCUUAACCUGCACCAUGGAUUUGCUACCUUGACCUUUUGAAACAGCAUUCAAACUUCCAAUCUGAUAUCCACCACCUGAUUAGAAAUAAGUUUUACGCAUUAAACUUCAUACAUACAUACAUAUUUACAUAUUUACAUAUUUACUGAUUAUUGCUUAUUUUAUAUCGUGAAAAAUAAAAUCAUACUUGGAUGAAUGA